UAAGAUUAAGCACGUAUGCCGGCAUGCCCACGACCAAGGAGGGGAUCAAGCAAGAAGAGAGCAGUCACUUUCACAGGUAUUUAAAUUUCAAAAUAAGAGCAUGGAACCACACAAGAAUGCUGAUCAUACUACCGAAAGGCCGCUUUAUGCAAAAUUAUCUGCUCAACACAGGGAGAGCUUUGCCUUUGCUACUGUCAGUAAGCGUCUACCUGUGAUUCUGACCAAGGUUAUUGAUACAGUCUACAAGUACAGGAAAGAUGCACAGGAGUUACAUGGCCAGCAAGGGGCUGAAGACUGCAAAUUCAUUGUUGGCAAGCUGUCUGCUCUCAAGAACUGCAUGCAAACAGACAAAGCCCUAGAAAAGCUCACAGAUGAUCGUGAGGAUGUAGAGCUUUGGAAUGGGUACUUAGAUGAUGAGACGGAGCGUUGCGGAGGAAACAAACCCAGAUGGUUCAAGUCGGCUUGGCUUUAUGUUGAGUGCUACAUGUACAGGGCCAUCAAUGAAGCCAUAACCCUGAGCCAAUGUCUAAAAACCUUUGACCCCUUUAGAGAUCAGAAACAAACUGCCCUGCUAUCUUCCCAUGAUGCAGUAUGCACUCUAACCUCUUACCUAGACGAGGCAGUCAAGGUGCCAGCCUCUUUUGAAAAGUUUGCUGAUAUUCUUCAGAUAUCUCUGUGGGGGAACAAGUGUGACUUAUCUAUAUCGGCAGGAAUUGAAAACUCCCAGAAGAUAAGUCCAGUGGCUCAACUGGCCACUUUACAACCCUACAUUCUGGCGGACAACAUCCACCAAGUAUGGCAGACUCUAUGUGGUGCCAAAGCAUCCCAAAUCUCCCCUGAUAAGAAGGUCAGACUAGAUGUAGUCUUGGACAAUGCCGGUUUCGAGCUCCUCACAGACUUGGUCCUUGUGGACUACUUACUUCAGGUCAGGCUCAUCGAUGAAGCACAUUUCCAUCUGAAAGCAAUGCCUUGGUUUGUUAGUGAUGUCAUCAGGUUUGACUGGGACUGGACGCUUCAGCAAUUGCAGGAGAACAAAGACGCAGCUGUGUCGUCUCUGGGGCAGCGCUUCCAGGAUCGGCUCAGAAGCGGUGUCUGUAUACUGCACGAUCAUCUCUUCUGGACUACUUGCUAUGAUUUCUGCGAUAUGAAGGUGGUGGCUCCGGAACUCUUUCAGGAACUAAGUUACGCUGAUCUCCUUCUCUUUAAGGGAGACCUCAACUACCGCAAGCUGGUGGCAGAUCGCUCCUGGCCACACACCACACCCUUCGAAGAUGCCCUAUGUGGCUUCCACCCGGCACCCUUGUGUGCUCUUAGGACACUGAAAUCUGACACCGUUGUUGGAUUGAAAGAAGGAUUGAGCGAGAAGAAAGAGGCAGAGGAUAAAGACUGGAUGGUCACGGGACAGAAUGCGGUUAUUCAGUUCUGCAACAAAAUUGUCCAAUUGAGUCCUUGACAGGAGUAAGAAGAUGACUAUAUCCAAUCAUGUGUGUGGAUCUUUAUUUCAAUUGUAGGUAAUGUGGCAUAUUGCUGGGAUUCGUUAACCAACUCAAAUGACUAGCAUAAUUAUACUUACAGAAGCAGUAUAUAAACAUAUAUAUUGGGGUAAUAUCUUCAGUUAGAAAAAAAUUAUUGUUAAACCAGAAGUUUAACCUCAUUGGCUGAAAUUUGUGACAUUUCAAAAACAAGAUUCUAGAUAAUUUAAUUUAUUUGCCAGUGAUAUAUAUAUAUUUUACUUAUUUUUUACUUCAAUACAUCGUUUUGAAGACUCUUUGGUUAGAUAUGGACUAUAAAUUUUAUACAAAAUACGGAUUAGUGGCAUUCUUUCACAUUUGAUUUCUAUCACAAACCUUUGUGUUAGGGGGUUCUGGUGCAUUGCUUCUUUCAAAUCCUUUCAUGUAUUUAUUGUGUUAUAUUCUCUAAUUUUCUUUCAAAGUCCUUAUCCUUAUUUAUUUUAAUAAACUAAUUAAUGAUAAAUUGCAACUUGUUUUGUAACAGGGAAAUGUUCCAGAAAUGAUCUUAAUCAGUAUACGUCUGCAGUGAUGAUUUAUUUUCAUGCAUCUUUAAAAAAUCAUUCUAUUUGAUGAAAUUCAAUCACUUUCUUAUUUGCAAAAUAGGCAUUAAUGAAUAUUUUGUCAAGCAACAGGGUAAGUUAAAAAAAGUGAUAUUUGCAAUACAUACACUUAUGUAUCUAUUCAUGUUAAAAAAGAAAUUGGCUCAGGAGUUCAACUGGUAUCUUCUGUUUUAACAAUAUAUAGAAUUUGGAACAUCUUUGAAUUUAUUGUUUGAAAAUUAUAUUAUUCGUAUGAAGGUGUGCAAAAUAGAACAUAUGGUAUUUGUUCUUGAAGGUGUUUGGAAAAUGUUAUACAAGUGCACGGUUGAGAAAGGGUAAAUUUCAAUCUUUUUCUUUGUUAGGAGAUCUUAUGAUGACUCUUCUAGUAAUAUUAUUAUAUUAUUAUUUCCUCUACAUAAUAAUAUUUAUGAUGGCGAAAAUAGUCAAAUUGACUGGUUGCUAAAUACAAACAAUAACCCCACCACCCCCCCCUUAACGUUAGGCUAAGAUCUGAUGUUGACACUGCUGCUGUCGCCCAACCUAACAUUAUGUUUUUGAAAUGACAUCAUAACUUAUCUAUAUAGACCUAAAUGUGGAUAUAGGGGUAAUCAAGUGUCACU
Lytechinus variegatus (green sea urchin) is the source of this 2670-nucleotide messenger RNA. RefSeq names its product damage-control phosphatase ARMT1-like (gene armt1). Gene Ontology annotation, molecular function: phosphatase activity. The transcript is spliced from 5 exons. Gene Ontology annotation, biological process: DNA damage response. The coding region runs from base 101 to 1453 and encodes 450 amino acids. The record is from RefSeq and is a predicted model, not a curated record. Gene Ontology annotation, cellular component: cytoplasm; nucleus. Lineage: Eukaryota; Metazoa; Echinodermata; Echinoidea; Temnopleuroida; Toxopneustidae.